Messenger RNA from Cylicocyclus nassatus, 787 nucleotides. The record is from the annotation of a GenBank genome assembly. Lineage: Eukaryota; Metazoa; Nematoda; Chromadorea; Rhabditida; Strongylidae.
AGCUAUGUUUUCUACAACGAUUAGACUGACUUGUCCUUGUUAAAUGUAGCCUUAUCACUCAGUUGCAAUAUAUUGCGCAGCGCGGUUUCGUGCCGAUUAUUUGGUGAAAUCCCCGUCAAGUCGGAUAAUCACAUUCGUCGCCAAAGAUUCAAGCAGCAAAGAUGAUAUCAUCAUUUGGGAGGAAUCCAAAUAAUAUGGAGAUACGUGACAGCCUCUGUGACUUGGGACGUAUGGAGAUCCCACGACCCCAAUUUCAGGGUAUGCAGUUUGUAGCAACACGAGGAAAAUUUGGCUUUUAUAAGACAAUACGCGAAAAUGGCGGCAAAUAUGGAAUUCAGGUGAAACCUCAGGGACCGCGCAGACCUGCUUUGAGUAAUGAAGUAUACAUGAAACCAGGACGACGAAAGGAUGAAGAAGGUGCGGAUAACGCACCCCCUCUAGUACCUCCUAUGAGAUCAGCCGAAGGGCAAUUGAGAAGCGCACCACCCGCAAAUCGAAUAGCGAAUCCGUCACUUGAGAUAGAGCCAGACUACUCUCCGGAUUAUGUUCCUCCAAAUCUUCGAGCUUACAAAGAGGAAGAUGAAGAAUCUACAUCAUUUUGACGAAACUUGGAUUCAUCGAAUUGGACAAUAAGUCAUUGGUCACAAUCACUAUCUUACUUCUAUGCUCCUAUUAUCACAAAAUCAGUUGUAAAAAAUUGAAACGUCGGGGCUUUGUACAUACGCUAGAUUUCAUUCACUUGAAGAAAGUGCAUUAUUAUCAUUAACUGUGAGUCCAAUAAGAAUUC